AGGGCAUCUACAACCAGACCAAAAAUCAGACCCACAUCAAGACCAACAAUCAGACCAGCGAGAACAUCUACAACCAGACAAACAAUCAGACCUACAACAAGGCCAACAGAUCGGUGUGCGCAUCUACAACCAUACCAACAACCACAUCUACAACCAGGCCAACAACAAGGCCAACAGACAAGCCAGUGCAUCUACAUCCAGACCACCAACCAUACCAACAACUGUAUCUGCAACCAGACCAACAACUGGGUCAACAACCAGACCAACAACCACAUUUACAACUAGACCAACAACCACAUCUAUAAGCAGACCAACAACCACAUCUACAACCAGGCCAACAGCUGCAUCUACAACCGGCAAAUAAUCAAACCAGCAACCACAUCUACAAGCAGACCAACAACUGCAUCUACAACUGGGCCAACAACUGGCGCUAACAAUCAGACCAACAACCACAUCUACAACCAGACCUACAACAAGGUCAACAACCUGGCCCACAACCAUAUCUACAACCAGACCAACAGCCAGACCAACAAUCAAAUCUACAACCAACAAGGUCAACAAUUAGACCAACAACGAGGCCAGCAAGGCCAACAACUGGACCAACAACUGGACUAUGCACCAAGCCAACAAUCAACAACAGUACUAACAGCAAGACUAACUGCUUCAUUUACAACUAGGCCAACAACCCAAGAAAACAAAGCCAUCAAUUGUACCAACAGUUAGGAAAAAAAAUCAAACCGCAAAGGCAACAACCGGGCCAACUACCAAACCAACAACCAGCCUCACAACCAGCUUCGACUAACCAUGCUCAGCCUCAUCAAACUACCUCCUGUCCUGUCCAUCAAAGAUGUGCCUAAAGUCUUUCAAGAAGACUCCAUCAUGUCUGGGUACCGGCCUCCUCGCAGCUCAGCCACAGACUGUGUCCUCAGCCUCUUCCAGAUGACCAACGAGACACUCAACAUCUGGACUCACUUCCUGCCCACAUGGUAUUUUCUAUGGAAGCUGCUGAGCAUGGUGUUCAUGUACUCGGCAUGGCAGGACUCGUACAUGUGGCCAUUGGUUGUUUACCUGAUCUCCAUCUGCCUGUACCCCCUAGCCUCCAGCUGUGCCCACACCUUCAGCUCCAUGUCUGCCCGUGCUCGCCACAUCUGCUUCUUUUGGGACUAUGGAGGGCUCAGCUUCUACAGCCUGGGCUCAGCCAUCACUUACUCCUUCUAUGUGUUCCCGGACAAGUGGAUCAACAGCUCCUUCCACCAAUACUUCAUCCCCAUUGCCGUGUGCAACAGCAUCCUGUGUACCAGCCUGGCCUGCUACUCCAGAGUGGGCCUUCCCUUCCUUCAGUAUAAUUUUGACUCAGUGAAGAGGUUUCCAGGGAGGCAGAGUUCAAGGCUGAGUAAGGCUCUUCGUGUUGUGGCAUUUGCGUAUCCGUACCUGUUUGACAACAUUCCUCUGUUCUACAGGGUGUUCUUAUGCACAGGUGACGGCUGCACUCACAAUGACACAAACCUGCUCCACAUGUACCAGAUUGCCCUGGCCUUCCUCACUGGGUUCCUGUUCGCCACCCACCUCCCUGAGCGCCUAGCCCCCGGGAGCUUUGACUACAUUGGCCACAGCCACCAGAUCUUCCACGUGUGCGCCAUCCUGGGCACCCACUUACAGAUGCAGGCUGUGGAGCAGGACAUGCUGGUGCGCAGGUCCUGGCUCCUCGAGCAUGCCCUCCCGGUCUCCUUCGGCAGCUCCGCGGGCGCCACCAUCUUGUGUCUGCUGUCCAACGUGUCCAUCAUCUUCAUCUUCAGUCUCCCUCUCUUCCUGCCUGCCGCGUCAAAGAAGAAAGCAGCCAAGUAAAGAGGGAAAAUGUCAAGCUGAGUUAUAGUUUUGACCUGUGAAAUAGGUCAGAGGCUCUUAAAUGUUUCACACCAAGUUUCACCAAAGAAAAGAUUUGGCUUUCU
Molecule: messenger RNA, 1949 nt
Organism: Periophthalmus magnuspinnatus
Lineage: Eukaryota; Metazoa; Chordata; Actinopteri; Gobiiformes; Gobiidae
Gene: paqr5b
Product: progestin and adipoQ receptor family member Vb
Exons: 8
Coding region: 805-1845 (346 amino acids)
Cellular component (GO): membrane
Molecular function (GO): signaling receptor activity
Source: RefSeq, a predicted model, not a curated record